This is a messenger RNA of Mustela erminea (ermine), 2942 nucleotides long. It is a transcript of the gene FECH, whose product is annotated as ferrochelatase. Gene Ontology annotation, biological process: heme biosynthetic process. The coding region runs from base 212 to 1564 and encodes 450 amino acids. The transcript has 12 exons. The record is from RefSeq and is a predicted model, not a curated record. NCBI's taxonomy places the organism in Eukaryota, Metazoa, Chordata, Mammalia, Carnivora, Mustelidae. Gene Ontology annotation, molecular function: protoporphyrin ferrochelatase activity.
GCGUGUCUUCCUUGGCCCCGCCCCCCGAGGCCCCGGCCGGGUGCGGCCCGCAGCGAAGGAGCAGGCGCGCGGUGAAGUCUCGGGGGCCGGGGGGGCGACGACGCGAGAUAAGGCCUGGGGUGGCGGGGACAGCAGCUCGGCGCCUGGGGACCCGGCACCCGAUCGCGCCACCGCGGGAGGAACCCGGGUUCCGGGCGAGGCUGCCCCGGGAAUGCUUUCGCGAGGCACAAACAUGGCUGCGGCCGUGCGAGCUGCGGGCGCCCUGCUCCGCGACCGGCUGGUGCAUGGCGGCUCAAGGACCUGCCAGCCAUGGAGGGGCCAGUCCAUGGGAGCCACGGCGACAGCUACCGCAGAAACAGCCCAACCGGCCAGAAGCCCAAAACCACAGGUGCAACCGGGGAAGAGGAAGCCGAAAACUGGAAUAUUGAUGCUAAACAUGGGCGGCCCUGAAACGCUGGGGGAUGUUCACGACUUCCUUCUGAGGCUCUUCUUGGACCGAGACCUCAUGACGCUUCCUAUUCAAAACAAGCUGGCGCCAAUCAUCGCCAAACGUCGAACCCCCAAAAUUCAGGAGCAGUACCGCAGGAUUGGAGGCGGGUCUCCCAUCAAGAUGUGGACCUCCACGCAGGGAGAAGGCAUGGUGAAGCUGCUGGAUGAGUUGUCCCCACACACAGCCCCUCACAAAUACUAUAUUGGAUUCCGGUACGUCCAUCCUCUAACAGAAGAAGCAAUUGAGGAGAUGGAGAGAGACGGGAUCGAAAGGGCUAUCGCCUUCACGCAGUAUCCACAGUACAGCUGCUCCACGACAGGCAGCAGCUUAAAUGCCAUUUAUAGAUACUAUAACCAGGUGGGCAAGAAGCCUGGGAUGAAGUGGAGCACCAUUGACAGGUGGCCCACGCACCCGCUGCUCAUUCAGUGCUUCGCAGACCAUAUAGUGAAAGAACUGGACCAUUUUCCACCUGAGAAGAGAAGUGAGGUGGUCAUUCUGUUUUCGGCUCACUCCCUGCCGAUGGCUGUGGUCAACAGAGGGGACCCCUAUCCUCAGGAGGUGGGCGCCACUGUGCAGAGAGUCAUGGAUAAGCUGGAUUACUCCAACCCCUACCGACUGGUGUGGCAGUCUAAGGUUGGUCCGAUGCCCUGGCUGGGCCCUCAAACAGAUGAGACUAUCAGAGGGCUUUGUGAGAGGGGAAGGAAGAACAUUCUUUUGGUUCCAAUAGCAUUUACCAGCGAUCACAUUGAAACGCUGUAUGAACUGGACAUCGAGUACUCUCAAAUUCUAGCUAAAGAGUGUGGAGUUGAAAACAUCAGAAGAGCAGAGUCUCUUAAUGGAAAUCCAUUGUUCUCCAAGCCCCAAUUUUCUUACUUCUACCCAUCUAUAACUAUGACGGAUUUAAGACCUGCCUUCCAGAGGCAGGGUUUAGCACGUAGGGCCCUGGCCGAUCUGGUGCUCUCACACAUCCAGUCAAACGAGCUGUGCUCCAAGCAGUUGACUCUGAGUUGUCCGCUCUGUGUAAAUCCUGUCUGCAGGGAGACUAAAUCCUUCUUCACCAGCCAGCAGCUGUGACCCCCGCCAGAGGACCCCGUGGGAUUAGGCAAAUGCCCAACCCCCAGAUGCCCCUGUUGCGGAGGAGAUGUAUUUAGAGGUCAAGAAAGAAAGUUACACUGGUAUCUGUACAGCCCUUGGGCACAAAUUGUGUGAUUUCUUGAAGAACAGACUCUGAAAUCCUUAUUGGGGUUUUCUAUUUUUGUAUGCCGGUACAGUAAGCAUUUAUAGUCCCCCUCUGUGGGUAGAGUUACCAGUUUGGAAUGUCCACUGGGCUAUUUAAAAAAUGAGUUUUAAAAAUUUAUCUGAAUAGAUGCACACAUAUUUUAAAUAUAGAUUUUGGUUUUAUUGCCCCAAACCCCUGCAAGGAUAGUUGUGGGCUGUCAGCGUGCAUGAGCUCUGUUUACAGUCUCGGGCAAAUAGUUGGUGGUCCUUGUUUUUGAAGGGAACAUAAUUGAGCAAAGAAAAUAGAAUUUGAAAAGGAACUGUUACCUGGCCUCUCCCUAAGCCUGUGGGGCCCAGAGUGCCUGUGAGGUGGCGUGGUUGCCUAUAAUGUCUGUUCCUGCCAGUGAUGUCACAAUUAGUUUGUCCUUUGGGGACUUAACAUGUGAACCUCACUUUCUUCACCCUAAAACCAAAUCAAGUACAGAUUCUGGAAGCGCUUUAAGAUUCCCCAGGCACUCAAGGCUGAUAGACAUGUAGAAAUCCAGCGUUUGUCAUUCAUGCUCUGUGGUGCCACCAACAGGAAAGGGGGCUCCCCCUGCUUCCUGUCCCCAGGGCUGGGGAGGCCGGGAAAUGCUCACGACGAGCUUCAGCUGUAAAGCUUAUCCCAGAACCGAGUGAACCUUUCUGUGGAACAUCUUCACUUUGGUUGAAUGUCUUCUUUCUGCCUAUUUGUUUGAAGCAUUAUUUUACAAAGUUAGCUAUGUUUUGUAAUCUUGAAUUCUUUCUUAACUUAGAAUUUUUAUUAUAAAAUUAUAUAACCCUCCCACUAGAACUUUGAAUAGUAGAGAAAAGAGAAAUAACCACUCUAAUGCGAUAGCCAUUAAUCAUGUUGUUAUAUCUCAUGCCAUUCCUUUCCUGUGGAUGUUUUUAAUGCUACUGUAACCUUGAAUUUAUGAGUGAAAAGUUGUUCUAAAAAUGUGGAAAUAAUGUCAGAUCAGAAUCUGAUCUCCUAUACCUGGAUUUAAAUGGGUUUAAAAAAUCUCUGAUGGAUCCGUAAUGAACUUGUAAUGAUUGCCUUCUCUUUCCUCCAAGCUCUAAAACUUUGUUCUUCAAAAGAGCAUGUCUUUGAUGUUUUUAAAGCCAGUUCUGAAACUGAAGUGUUAGAGGAGUGAUAGAUCUUCUAUAUUCGGGAUUUACUAUAUUAAUAAAUAUUAUCACAUCAUUAAGGUUUUAA